GCCUCCCGGUCCUCCCGGGCCCACGGCUCAGUCGCCGCCGCGCUGCGAUCAUGGAGCCCCCGGACGCAAGGGCCGGGGAUCACCGGGCCCCACGGCUGCUGGCGCUGGCGCUGCUUUUAGGGGCGCAUCCAGGUGUCCGGGCUGAGGUGAAAGUGUCGUUGCCUUCCCUGGUGGAGGUGAUGAGAGGGGAAACGGUAACGCUGGACUGUCGGCCUGUGGGGACCCAAGACCACUUUGUGCUGGAAUGGUUCGUGAUGAACCGUUCUGGGGUCCGCCACCGCCUGGCCUCUUCGGAGCAGAAGGGCUCCCGGGUGGUGCAUAACAAAGUACACGACUCACGGGGCCGCAGCCCCCCGUACCAGAUGGACUCCCAGGGGCGCCUGGUGCUGGCCGACACGCAGGUGGGCGAUGAAAGCGAUUAUGUGUGUGUAGUGACCGUCGGAGCGGUGGACACGGCCGAGGCCACCACGAGGCUCCUCCUGUUUGCCAAACCAGAGGCCACCCAGGUCAGCCCCAACACUGGGACACUGUCGGUGACAGAGGACUUUCCUCAGGAGAUCGCCACCUGCAGGAGCCUCAAUGGAAACCCCAUGCCCCGGAUCAGCUGGUACCGAAAUGGGCAGCAGUUGGAGGUGCCCACGGAGGUGAAUCCAGAUGGGUACAUGACCAGCCGCACAGUGCGGGAGGCCUCGGGACUGCAGUCGCUCACCAGUGUCCUCUACCUGCGACUCCACAAGGAGGACCGUUCGUCCAGCUUCCACUGUGUAGCGGAAUACCGCCUGCCCAAAGGCCAAAUCGAUCGGCUCGACAGCGCCCCCUUCAGCCUCACCCUGCACUAUCCCACGGAGCAUGUAAACUUCUGGGUGGGCAGUCCAGCCACCACGGAAGGCUGGGUGCGCGAGGGGGACUCUGUGCAGUUGUUCUGCAGGGGCGAUGGCAGCCCGAGCCCCGAGUAUACCUUCUUUAGACUCCAGGGUGGGCAGGAGCUCACGCUGAAGUCCAACCUUGCGGGGAACCUCACACUGGAGGGGGUGCAGAGGGGCCAGAGCGGGACUUAUGGCUGCCGCGUGGAGGACUAUGAUGCCCCGGAAGACGCAGAGCUCUUCCAGACGCUGGAGCUGCGUGUGGCCUACCUAGACCCCCUGAAGCUCAGCAUUGGGGAGGAGCUGACUGUGCCCCUGAGGGAAAGUGCUGUCGCCAACUGCUCCGUGGAAGGCCUGCCCACACCCGCCCUGCGCUGGACCAAGGACUCUGUGCCCCUGGUGGACGGCCCGGUUCUGUCGCUCAGCUCCGUCACAUUCGACUCUGCAGGCAACUACACAUGUGAAGCAUCCAUGCCCACCGUCCCUCUUCUAAGCCGCACCCAGAGCUUCAAGCUGUUGGUUCAAGGAUCCCCAGAGCUAAGGCCAGAGAAAACUCAGCCCCAAGCUGCGGAGGGCAGUUGGAGAGAGGGGGAUGAAGUGACCUUGACCUGCUUGGCCCGUGGCUACCCAGAACCCAAACUCAGCUGGAGCCAGGAGGGUGGCAGUCCCGCAGAACCGACUCCCGGCGCACAGGGCUGGGUGAGCAGCACCCUAAAACUCAAAGUGACCAGCGCCCUGAGCCAGCAGGGAGUGUCCUGCGAGGCAGCCAACCCCCACGGGAGUGAACAACACACCUUCCACUUUGGCACAGUGGCCCCCCAGGCUGCCCAGGCUGGGGUGGCCGUCCUGGCCGUGGCUGUCAGCGUGGGCCUCCUGCUCCUUGUGGUGGCCGCCUUCUAUUGUAUGCGACGCAAGGGGCGCCCCGGAUGCUGCCGACGGUCUGAGAAGGGGUCUCCGCCUCCAGGAGAGCCUGAGCAGAGCCAGAAUGGGGCCGAGCCACCUGAGCAGACUGGACUCCUCCGGGGGGGCCCCUCGGGGUCUGCCCAGCGUGGCAGUGGGGGCUUCCGAGAUGAGUGCUGAACCCCAGAACUCCCCAAUGCACCCCCAGAGGCAUCCCAGGACCCGCUGCCGAGUGCACAGCCCAGCCGAGGGGACCCGCACCGCCCCUGCCUUCCCUCCCUGGGCCCUCCCUUCCUUCCUCGGCUUUGCUCGGGGAGGGUGCGGGGACCUUCCUCCGGAGCGACUCUCCCAGGCCCCAGAAUAGCUCCUGGAUCCAAGCCCAGGGCCGGCCUGGUCCCAGGCUGCGGGGGUCGCUGGCCGGCCGGCUCUAUUUUUACCUUCUGCCACCACCGCUGGGUCCCCCCACCUGCCACCCCUAGUCUGACACUGGAUCCCCCGCCCGCCCCUGCCCCUGCCCCGUGGACACUGGAUUCAUUCGGAAUAAACGCUGCCACCUCCACGCUGCCCUCCGGGAGGGAUAGAGGGCAGGUGAGGUGCCAGCUCCGAGCUGACCUCA
This is a messenger RNA of Suncus etruscus (white-toothed pygmy shrew), 2379 nucleotides long. It is a transcript of the gene BCAM, whose product is annotated as basal cell adhesion molecule (Lutheran blood group). The transcript has 15 exons. The record is from RefSeq and is a predicted model, not a curated record. Gene Ontology annotation, cellular component: plasma membrane. NCBI's taxonomy places the organism in Eukaryota, Metazoa, Chordata, Mammalia, Eulipotyphla, Soricidae. Bases 51 to 1943 code for a protein of 630 amino acids.